CGAAAAAAUUGAGGCAACGUUCAGUAAUGGCAUUCAGAGCUAAGGCUGGUGUUAGUGUUGGUACCGGCACAAGGUCCCACUCAGGUAACGGCCUGGUAGCCUCGCUUUGUAAAGGGAUACGGGCCGCAGAGCCGGGCAUGGCCUCUGCGUGGGGACAUCUCGUCCGUUCCUCCCUUUCAACUCCCUUUACUGCACAAAAGUCUCAUGAGUUCCACGAUUGAUGUUUUUGACUCGUUUCCAGUGGUGUGACCAUCAUGCUGAAAGGAAGGUGUUUUUAUACUGGUCGCUGUUCCUAAGAUUACGGACAGCCAAAUAAACCUUUAUUGACACUCAGGGCUACUAAUGUUUCCGAAAUUCCAUUUUGAAAUCACCGUUACGGCUUGGGUGUCAUGUUCUACUACUUCCUCCAAGAUAUCUGGCAAGAAAGGCCUUUACUGCUCUCAGGAAUACCAGUCGUUCUCGUCUUUCUUGUUCUCUACCGAAGGUCGCAAUGGUCUCGGUCCUCACAGGCUCCCACGGUCCCGUAUAUCAUACCAUGGUUGGGCUCUGCUAUCAGUAUGGGCAAGAACCCUGACGCUUUCUUUGCGGAUUGUACUGCGCGCUUUGGGCCUGUGUUUCGUGUGGUGGCCGCUGGCAGGACGAUGACUUAUAUCACUUCAUCUAAUCUUAUCAGUGCGAUCUAUCGUGAUUCAAAGACUUUCGAAUUCGCACCCAUCCGCAAGGAAAUGUCCAUAACGGUGUUCGAAAUGUCCCACGAAGCGGUCUAUAAUGGAUUCAUGCAGCAGGAAUAUUUUCCUAUGCACCAUCGACUCCUUUCGCAAACCGCUAUCCCUCCUCUUCUCUCCCGUUACGCUGAACUCGCAGAAAAGUCCAUUAUCGAGUCCCUCACGACGAGGACGGCCAAGGGAAAGGCGCUGCUGAGCGAAUUCAUUCUGUUGGCAUCGUAUGAUGCGGCGGCGUAUGCGUUCUUCGGAACCAAGUUCCCGGCGAAGGAGACUUACCCAGGUUUUCGCACGUUUGACAAUAAAUUCCAUCUCAUUGCGGGCGAGAUGCCAUACUUUUUAGUAAAGGAUGCGAGAAAGGCUUGGGAAGGUGUUGUGGAUAUCAUCGACAAGUACUUGGCGCAGGGGCCACAUGAAGACGCCUAUGAGUUGAUUGAUUGGCUAUCGACGCGUGCUGAAGGAGCUGGCUGGAGUAGGAAGGAUGUUGCCAGUGCCUUGGGUACAGAGUUAUGGGCACUGGAAGCUAACGCAAUAGUGGUGGCGUUUUGGGUGAUUGUGCUCUCGCUGCAGCAACAUCCAGACGGACUCGGUCUGGAACCUCUCGUUGCUGAAAUUGACAAGGCUCGUCCAGCACAUCCAGAGAAUAAUGACUGGAUAAUAACCGCAUCUAUGCCCUUGCUUAUCUCCACCAUCAAGGAAACAUUGCGGCUGACCACUUCGACGUUCUCCAUCCGGAGAGUCACCAAGGAUACGGUUUUUGCUGGGUAUGAGCUCGAGGAGGAUUCACGAGUGAUCUGUGUGACAAGGGCGGUGCAUAUGGACGAAGAGAUCCACGAGGACGCACACAGGUUCAUCCCUGAUCGGUAUAUGAAAAUUGACGCAGGUCAGAGGCUGUUCAAAGGUGGUAAAGAGAUUAGGGACCAUUCGAUGCCUUUCGGGGGUGGUGUUUCUAUAUGCGAGGGCAGGCAUUUCGCAUUGACAGAACUAAAAAUAAUGUUAACGCUGCUACUGAUGCAUACAAAGAUAGAGAUAGACUCCGAGAGGGGACCGCAGCCUGCCGUCGAACUUUGCACAGAUCGAAUGGGAGUGGGUGCGAUGCCCCCUAAAGGAGAUUUGAACGUAAUUAUUCGACCACGGACAGUGUAGCAAAGAGAAUGUUUUAUUUAUUUAAAUCUUUCAACCAUGGAUACGUGGCAACU
Molecule: messenger RNA, 1921 nt
Organism: Desarmillaria tabescens
Lineage: Eukaryota; Fungi; Basidiomycota; Agaricomycetes; Agaricales; Physalacriaceae
Product: cytochrome P450
Exons: 5
Coding region: 390-1868 (492 amino acids)
Molecular function (GO): heme binding; steroid hydroxylase activity; oxidoreductase activity, acting on paired donors, with incorporation or reduction of molecular oxygen
Source: RefSeq, a predicted model, not a curated record